AUGCCUACCAUCGAGGCCAAUGGCAUCAGCAUUAACUACGUCCUAGAAGGUCCCGAAUACGGCGACCUGCUCGUCCUAAUCAACGGCCUAGCAGACGAUCUGGAAACAUGGUCAGCACAAGUCCCAGCUUCCCUCGAAGCAGGAUAUCGCGUACUCCGCUACGAUAAUCGAGGUAUAGGCAAGACAUCUCGACCCCCGGGACCGUACACUUCCGACUUACUGGCCGAUGACCUGGGAGCACUACUCGAAGCUCUCGAUAUCAGAGAAGGAUUCCACCUCCUAGGCGUGAGCAUGGGCGGCAUGAUCGCGCAAAGCUACGCUCUCAAACACCCGAGUCGUCCUUUGCCAAAGACGAGUGGCGACGCAUCGAACGGCACGAUUGGACGACAUCUCCUCAGCCUCUCCCUCUGCUGUACCUACGCCCAACCCACGCCCUUCUGCACCCGCAUGUUCUCCCUCUGGGCCGAAAUGGCGCAGGAAAUGUCCGUGCAAGAUGUUAUGCGCGACGUCACACUCUGGGCCUUCACAGUCCCCUUCUUCCGAUCUCGGACAAACGAACUACUGGAGGUGGAGCAGGCGAUGCGGGGGCUUGACAUGGCUGUGCCGGAGUAUUUGGCUCAGUUGAACGUGAUCCAGACGUUUGAUACGACUGCGCAAUUGGAAGGGCUGAAGAACGAGGAGAAGGUUCUUGGUGGGUUUGAUGCUAAUGAGGGUGGGCAGGGGAGGGUGAUGGUGUUGGCCGGGAAGACCGAUAUCUUGAUUCCGGUUGUGAUGUCCCAUGAAUUGGCGGAGAGGAUAGAAGGGAGCAGGUUUUUGACGUGCAAAGGCGGGCAUGGGUGCAUGUGGGAGUUUCCUGACGACUUCAACAAGGUGGUGUUGGGGUUCUUGCAGGAGUGUAGAGUGAAGAAGUAG
This is a messenger RNA of Recurvomyces mirabilis, 912 nucleotides long. RefSeq lists its product as uncharacterized. NCBI's taxonomy places the organism in Eukaryota, Fungi, Ascomycota, Dothideomycetes, Mycosphaerellales, Teratosphaeriaceae. Bases 1 to 912 code for a protein of 303 amino acids. The record is from RefSeq and is a predicted model, not a curated record. The transcript has a single exon.